Nezara viridula (southern green stink bug) is the source of this 692-nucleotide messenger RNA. Lineage: Eukaryota; Metazoa; Arthropoda; Insecta; Hemiptera; Pentatomidae. The record is from the annotation of a GenBank genome assembly.
GUUCACUGUAGAAACAUCUCACUGUUCAACGUUUAGUUAUUGUUUAUAAUUAUUAAAUUUUAAAAAUGCCUAAAGUACGAAGAAGCAAGAAGCCUCCACCAGAUGGUUGGGAACUUAUAGAACCUACUCUAGAAGAAUUAGAGCAGAAGAUGAGAGAAGCCGAAACCGAACCCCACGAGGGUAAAAGAAAAGUUGAAUCUUUGUGGCCAAUUUUUAAAAUUCAUCACCAGAAAUCGCGAUAUAUAUAUGAUUUAUAUUAUCGGAGGAAAGCCAUAAGUAAAGAAUUGUAUGAGCAUUGUCUCAAUGAAAAUAUUGCUGAUAAAAAUUUGAUAGCCAAAUGGAAAAAACAAGGCUACGAAAGUCUUUGCUGUUUAAGGUGCAUUCAAACCAGAGACACAAAUUUUGGAACAAGUUGCAUAUGCCGGGUCCCAAAGGCCAAGCUCGAAGAGGGUAAGAUUGUGGAAUGCAUCCACUGUGGCUGUCGAGGAUGCUCUGGAUAACUGUUUCCACCUCCAACAAUGUAUAUAAUUAUCACUCUGUAUAUACUAUUUAACAAUAUAAACCAAAUCACUUCUCUAGUAUAAGAAUUUUAUACAAAUUAAAUAUAAAAUGGUCUAGUUUUUUCUUUUCUUAUUAUUUUGAAUCUUGAUGACCUUGUAUAGUAAUUUUAAGAAUGAGUAUCAUAAUUAAAG